Molecule: messenger RNA, 5425 nt
Organism: Ictalurus punctatus (channel catfish)
Lineage: Eukaryota; Metazoa; Chordata; Actinopteri; Siluriformes; Ictaluridae
Product: SERTA domain-containing protein
Exons: 2
Coding region: 493-1293 (266 amino acids)
Cellular component (GO): nucleus
Molecular function (GO): transcription regulator activity
Source: RefSeq, a predicted model, not a curated record
AACAAUCACGUGGUCAAGCCUGUAGGAAGAACCUAGCGACCAAUCCGAAAAGAGUCGUGAGGCGAGCAACCAAUUACACGCAGUUACUAGGCGGGCUCGAGAUACGAUUGAGCCAAUCAGCGCGGGGCUAAGAUUUCAGUCGGCCAAUCAACGCUCUCCCAUCUGACGAGCGUCAAUCAGCUGGGCUGUUUUUCCCGGAGCUUCUCGCAUACACUCGGAACAAGUUCGGUGCUCGGCGGCGUUCCGGCUCCGAGAGGAAUGUUUGCAGCUCAAGUUUAGCGAGAAAUAAAAUAAUAAUUAAAUAUAUAUACAUAUAGAAAAAAAGGAAGUUCUGAAAAGCUUUUAUUUAACCGUAAGGAUGUAGCGACUAAACCGACAACCUCGGGCUGAUUAGUUUUACUUUUACACCGAGAUAACCAGCGGACUUUAAUUCAUCGCGCGCGCCGUCGGAAGUUUUAUAUCGCGAGUGAACCCGGUUUAAAGAAACAUGGUAUGGGACAAAGGGAGAUUUUAUCAUUGAAUGCGUCCAUGAAAGGUAAGGCAACUUCUCUGUGUCGACUGGACGUGGAUUCUGUGCUGAAGAAGGAAGUUGAACCCGGCCAAGGAGAUGCCCUUUCCUCAGCAAGGUACGGUCUGGGCCGUGGGGUGAAGCGUAAGCUGAGCGAGUGUGAGGAGCCUGCGCUGGAUCUCCCGUAUCCACAGCAGAGGCAGCUGGUGUUGGAUCUGUGCCUGGACAAACUGCAGAGCUGCCAGCAGCAUGCCGAGCCCAGCCUUCACCGCUCCGUGCUGCUGGCCAACACUCUGCGCCAGAUCCAGCAGGAGAUGAGGCUGGAGGGUGGAGACGCUCCGCCUCCCACUUCACCUUCUCCGUUUCCUCCACCCACCCCACGCCACGUCCCCGAACUCCCGGCUGUAUCUGUAGACGCCUCGCCUCUCCUUCUCUCUGGACCCAUGUCCGCGUCAUCGUCUUCAUCAUCUUCCCUGACGCUUGCUGAGGAUGUCCAGAGUAAAGCUCCUCCUCCGGUGCUCUCGGGCGAGGCGGACACCUCGAGGUCGCCCGAUUCUCUGUUCGGGACGUUCGAGAUCACGAAUUCCACCAGCUACCUGACGGACCUGCAGCUCGACGACAUCUUUGAGGACAUCGACACGUCCAUGUACGACCCGUCGGAAAUCUCGGUCCUGGCGUUUUCCGCGCCGAGGGAAGACGCACUGAAGAACCUGUCGAACCUGCAGCUCUGCCUGGCUGACCUCAGCGACCUCGACCACAUCAUGGACAUCCUGGUGCGCUCGUGAUCCGCCCGAGCCCCGCCCGAGCCCCGCCCGCUUCAAGCCAUCUUCGUAUUUACACUGAAUGAAACUUUAGAUUUUUUUAAAAGCUUUUUUUUUAUAUUAAUGUAGUUAAAUCUAUUUUUAUACAAAGAACUGAUAUUUAUAAUUGAAAAAAAAACUCAUCUCUCACACACACACACACACACACUGUAGGAUGCACAUAGCUAUUUUCCUAUUUAAGCAAAGAUUCGUAUAUGCAGGGAACGAACAUGACGAGUAUUACCACUGACGCUUAUUUAUAAUGAACUUUCUAUUUAAAAAAAAAAAGGAUCGCUGUUGAAGAGCUUUUAUUUAAUUUUUAUGAACUGAUCCUGUGAGUAUUUCUCAAUCAUUAUAAUAUAACGCGUGUAUUUUAUCAGUAAUUAUGACUGAUCAUGACUGAUCAUGACAUGCGCGCGCACACACACACACACACUCGCACUACCUCUCAAAAUCCAAGAGCAAUCUGCCUCUUUCUUUCGUUUCUACUUAUUCUUUAUCCAGAAACGUUCACAUGUCACUCCCAGUCUGCUCUGAAAGAUCCGGUUCUUCUUCUUAAGGGACAAAGAACUACAUUUUGUGUGUGUGUGUGUGUGUGUGUAUAACAUUUUUCCCCCCACCGUCAGACCCCAUUAUAAACUUUAGUGCCUACAAACGGAGGAUGAAGACUAGAGGACUAGCGAUGGUGGAUGUGCACACUGGACACACACGCUCGUUCUUUCUGUCUUUUCUAAUCUGAUUGGUUUAUUUUUUUUACUCCUCAGUAGAAAUCCCAGUCUUCUAAAUAAGCCAUGUUUGCAGAUGUUUGUACACGGUCUGCUCUGACACUACAGAAUCAUUCUGGAUGUGUGAACACGGUUCAGGCUGAAUCCGGUCCUCGGAUCUGCAGCCUCCAGCUCGGAGACUUUAUACCACGUACGAAGCAGUUCGUGCGACACGUUUUAUUAAGUUUGAUCUUUUCCACGGGACGGUGUGGUACGGUAGCUGGUCUCGUAUUUAAUCGUUUGCUGUUUGAGUCGUUCUGUAAAAGAACAACGACAGGAAAAAAAACAGUACGCAAACUGCAUUUGGUUCCUCUUCUUACACGGUGUGAACAGGGACGUGUGGGCGGAGCUAGAAAUAAUGCAGACCAUCGAUUGGUCAAGUGAACGUAUCCUCCAUUUUUCUGCACGAUGUAGAAGGAAGUGUUCUUUAUUUUUAAACGCAGUUGAGUGUUAAGGGUGUUGCUCAGCAGUGGUGGCGUGCCGGUGCUGGGAUUUGAACUCGCAACCUUCUGAUCAGAAAGCUAAUGUCUUAUCUACUGAGCUUUUAUUUUAUUUAUUUACCCUACACUAGUGUUUUCUUCUCACGGGUAUUUGAUGCUACUUAACAGUCCGUACAGGAUUCCAGAGCGUUUGUGUGAUCGUUGCAGCUGAAAAUGUUUGAGUUUACUGCGGCUUUAAAAAAAAGUUUACUUGAGUUGGCGAAAUCGCGAUCGCACGUAAUAGUUUGCUGGUAAUGACGUGGUGGUUUAUCACUACAAAUUAGAAGUACGACCACUGUUAUUAGUUACAGUAUUGAUUGAUAUAUAAGAGCAGCUUUAAGUUAUAAUAUUUAAUAGUCACACUGUUAAACUUCAACAUGGUGACUAAUUUCCUGUCUCACCGCUCUGACUCACUGCUGUCUCUUAUUCUAUCACCUCUGCUGGUAAACGAGACCUUUUAGCUGCGCUCAUGUUCGAAGCACGUGAAUGGAAGAGGGCUUCGGCUGAGCGCGCGGCGUGAUGUCACAUGACGCACCUUGGCCGAAGUGUGUGGUGAUUUUGACGGACUGUAGAUCUGUUUAAUCUUCAUUUCCAGUCAAAAUAUUCAGCCUUUUCUUCUCUUUCCGGCAAAAACCAGAAGUGAAAUUCUGGUGCGUCCUUAAAUUAACAUAUUGAAUUGAUGUUAGCUGUAUACAUGUCUAAUGUUGGCUAAAUCAAACGAAUCGAUGGGUUUUAUUUGAACUCGAAACCGGGAACGCAUCGACGCCGCGUCUUUCGAGCUGGAAAAUCACGACGUGAUUGCUAAUGCCAGACAACAGGGAGGGGCGGGGCUUCCAGAGGUCAUCAGUUCAUAUCGGUGAAUUCUAAACACGUACGCAUCUGUCGAUCGUUCCGGGUUCAUGGCAGUUAGCUAGCUUUUAAUGAAGAUCGCUCUUCUGGUGCACUUCCGAGCGAUCAUUCAUUACAGCGGACUGCGACGUUGAAAUGCGCAGCUCCUUCACAGAACACGUGACGGUUAGCAGGUCUGAUAUUGGCAGCUUUGGCUUUAAUACCACCGCGACAAACUCGCUGUAUCUCGAAAGAACCAAAAAAAAUUUGAGCUAGUCUCCGCCCCUAAACCCUGCUUAGAAGCUCCUCACACUUUUAUGGAUAGUCCCGGAUUCAGAGUAGCGACACGGUCCUGUGGAAAAGUGCUGUUUGAGAGGACGGGGGUGUGGAUGAUGUGGGUGCGGUGUUUAUCCUGAGAGAGGAGAUGGAGAUGGUCAGGGGGGAAGGGAGAGAGGAGGAGGAGGAGUUAAAGCCUGAACACUGUCGCAUGGAUGGAGGAAGUUGUGGAACAGGCUGCACUGAAGUGUGUGUGUGUGAGAGAGAGAUUGAGAGAGAGAAUGUUAAGCCCAACCCCCACGAAUGAGGCUUCAUGCCUUGUUUUCCCCUCUCAACCAAUCAGUCUGGUUUGGGGGUGGAGCUUCAUGUUAAAAAAAAAAAAAAAAACGCCCUUCAGCUCAGGACUUGCCUGCUGAACUACAGUAUCUUCAUGUGUAAUGCUGAGAAUCCUGCAGCUCUCUCUACGUCUAUCUGGUUGACGAUUCCGUUUGGAUUUAAAACAAUGCAGGAACAGAUUUUUUAUUUUUUAUUUUAUUAACACUCCUCUUUUAGUAAGGCCUUUCCCAUCUUCCUUCAGCUCAGGCUCACAAACAUCCUCCUCCUCCUCAUGGCUGUCAUGAGGCAGAAACCUGACCCCACUCGAGUUUACACUCCUGUCCUGAACUGAAGGUCCUGCGCAAAACCAGACAGCAGACGUGAGAUCACCUGCUUGCUCUGAGAACAAAUCAAACCCUACAGCUUUUAAACUUGUUGUUGUUGUUGUUGUUGUGAUCACACGAACAUUUUGUAUAUAUUUCUUUCUCAUUUUUUUUCUUGGUCUCUUAAAGACCAAACACCGAGUGAUAAUUUAUUGCUUUUUAUUUAAGAGUGAAUAUUUCAUUGUUUGUCAUUUUGUAGCGCAGAAUCUUUCACCUUAACUUCCUUCUGAGUAAUAAUUACAUCCUGUGUGUAAAUAGUUCAUGAAUGAAGAAGUAUAAAUUGUUUUAUUUAUAUAUAUAUAUAUAUAUAUAUAUAUAUAUAUAUAUAUAUAUAUAUAUAUAUAUAUAUAUAUAAGUAUUUGUAUGAAGUUUGAAAUUGUUUAAACGGCGUAUUUUAUUCGGAUCGUCGACCUCGGACCAGGCGGUUAAUCUGGCAGCUCCUUUACACUGUUUUCACACUGAAAUGAUCAUGAUUAUUAUAAUAUUAUAAUAAUAUACACAUGAGUCAUAGUUAUAAUAAUAUGUCAUGUCUGAAGCCUUACUGUUCUAAUGUCAGUAAUGUGUUGUGUUGGAAAUUUACAGUUCUGUUUAACAUGACAUUUUGUUUUAUUUAAGAUCCCAGGAAUUUCUAUUUAAUGUAAUUUUAUUUGAUAUUUUUUACCGUGACAUGAAUGAAGAGCAAGCUGCCUGUUUAUCUCCUGAACUCCUCGGCGUGUCCUGGCACAUGAAGCUGGACUGAUGUACAGAGCUCGGAUCUGAAAGCAGUGAAGCCGUGACUAGCUUUAAGCGUCGUAUUUACAGCCUGGACGUGUUUUUAAAUACGACUUUGAGUGAAUUAUCCUGAUACAAUUGUAAACUCCUGUCCCAAGUGCAAUAUAAACACACUCGGCGCUGUAUGAGACGAGUACACCGAGCUUUACACCAGUGUGGGGUUUUUACCUGAUGGACUGAUGACUGCAUUGUGUUUAAGUCGUAGCUCUCUGUCCUGUAAAUAACAACACCGUCAGUCGUGUUCUAUGCAAAACUGCUGUAGCAGAUCAGUGUGUAACAAAUAAAAAUACUUUUAACAAAA